UUUUAUGUUUUUUGGUUUUUUUUUUUUUCUUUCAUUUCAUUUUCAGGACUUUGUAUGAUUUUGUUGGGUGAGUUUUGUUGUAUUCAAUUACUCCUUUUUUUCGUUUUUGUGCCGUUUCCGCUUUCCGCUCUUCUUUCUUCCUUUUGCUGAAACAUGCCUGCUGCAGCGACCACGAAUCGCCGCGCUGCUGGCUCGACGAGCAACGGCGGCAGUGGCAGUAACGCCAGCAAGGGCCUGUGGACGCGCGUGUGCGAGUCGGGCAUCCCGGGCGUCUUCUUUGGCCUCGUCUUUCUGAUUUCGGGGCUGGCCGUGAACGUGCUCCAGCUCGCGUCGCUGCUGCUGUGGCCGGUGUCGCCGCUGCUCUACCGCCGCUUCAACCACACAAUCAUCCAGAUCCACUGGUCCGAGAUGAUCUGGGUUGCCGAGUGGUGGGCCGGCAUCAAGGUCGUCCUCUCCAGCUCGUCCCGCAAGGCGCUCGAGGCCUCCAUCGGUGUCGACCAGGGCGUUGCGCUGUGCAACCACCGCUCGGACGUCGACUGGCUCUUUGGCCUCGUGCUGGCCGAAAAGUACAACUGCCUCGGCGGCGCCAAGGCCUACAUGAAGGGCAACACAAAGUUCCUCCCAAUCCUCGGCUGGUCGUGGUGGUUUUUGGAGUUUGUCUUCCUCUCCCGCGCGUGGGACAAGGACCAGUCCAAGCUCGCAAGCGCCUGCAAGUCACUCGACGGCUUCCCCCUGCCGUUCUGGAUGGUCAUCUUUGCGGAAGGCACGCGGUACACGGAGGAGAAGCACCGCGCCAGCCAGGAGUUUGCCCGCGCAAACAACUUGCCCGUGCUCCGACACUUGCUCGUCCCGCGCACCAAGGGCUUUGCGUACACGGCCAUGGGGCUUCGGGAUGUCGUCACCAAGGUCUACGACGUCACCUUUGCCUUCCCGGAGGGCCGCGAGCCGAACGUGGGCUCGAUGCUCCAGGGCAAGUCGGGCGAAGUCCACAUGAACAUUGAAAUCCACAACAUCAAGGACCUCCCGCAAGAUGCCGACGCCAUCCAGCAGUGGUGCCGCGACCUCUACAGCCGAAAGGACGAUCUGCUCGAGUACCACAAGCAAAACCAGCACUUCCCCGGCGAGUCGUGGGAGAUCAAGCGCCACCUCUUCCCCCUCGUGACCAUGGCCUCUUGGUGCACCCUCAUCUCUGGCCUCUUCCUUCGCUACAUUUACCGCGCCGUGCAAGCCGGUGAACACUGGACGGUCGCCUCCAUCUUUGCCUUCCUCUUGAUUCUCGGCUACAUUGUCAAGUUCCUCGUCGACUUUAGCAAGGCCAACAAGAAGAAGAAGCAGCACGCCAAGAAAGAGGAUUAGACGCGGGGUCACGGUCGUUUCCGUAGUCUCGGGCGUUCCACCGGCUCUGGUUUUUUGGGAAAGUGUUGUUGUUUGGCUGCUGGCUGGAGAUUUUGUCGUCGCUGGCGGUGUUCCGUCGCCGUGUGUGUUCGUGUGUGUGUUCGUGUGCGUGUUUUUGUUUUGUGCUCGUUUUACGAAAUGAAGCUUGAAGCUCUUUUUUCG
Capsaspora owczarzaki ATCC 30864 is the source of this 1557-nucleotide messenger RNA. Its product is annotated as 1-acyl-sn-glycerol-3-phosphate acyltransferase. Gene Ontology annotation, molecular function: 1-acylglycerol-3-phosphate O-acyltransferase activity. Bases 154 to 1356 code for a protein of 400 amino acids. The record is from RefSeq and is a predicted model, not a curated record. Gene Ontology annotation, cellular component: endomembrane system. NCBI's taxonomy places the organism in Eukaryota, Filasterea, Ministeriida, Capsasporidae. The transcript has a single exon.